Triticum dicoccoides is the source of this 916-nucleotide messenger RNA. RefSeq lists its product as uncharacterized. The record is from RefSeq and is a predicted model, not a curated record. The coding region runs from base 136 to 609 and encodes 157 amino acids. Lineage: Eukaryota; Viridiplantae; Streptophyta; Magnoliopsida; Poales; Poaceae. The transcript is spliced from 3 exons.
CCCACCCGGACCGGCGGCUAGGGUUCCGCCUGUGCCGCCAUCCCUGCUCCUCCAGUCCCGUCCACUGGAGAAGGUGCCCUCCUGAGACCUGCUUCUCGCCCUUCGCAUCAAGGUGUGGGUGCCAGAGGAGCAGUGAUGGCCGACGGCCUCGUGGCAGCGACGACCAGCAGUGAGCUGCGGCGGCUCGCAGUGGAGGAGCAGCAGCGACGCCCGGCAGAGAGCUGCGGCGGCUCGCAGUGGAGGAGCAGCAGCGGUCGACGGCGGCCUGGACAUGGCGGCCGUCACGGGCAGAGCAGGGCGAAGAGGGCGCGGUGGCGGGGCAUGAUCUGGAGAACCGGUGGGCGGUGGUUUAAAAUCUGGGCGGGCGCGACCAGCGCGAGUUGGAGACGAGGUGACGGCGUUGACCAGGACACCGUCGCAGAUCUCCAUCUUGCCGUCGGGAGAGGAGCUCGUCCAGGAUCCCCUCUUCUCCAUAGAUCCGCGACGGAGGUGCUGGACGACAUGAAGAUCGUCAAGGUCGCACUCCAGAUCCCGUGUUUGCGGCAUGGCACCACUUUGACACAGAGUGAGCUUUCUUCUUCACUAACCAACACAUUACAGGGAGGGUGAUGUGCUUGAAGAUGACCUCAUUGGGAGUCUGAAAGUGUGUCUCCCUUGGCAUAAGCACCAUGGGAAGCAGAGACAACCGCCUCCGUCCUGCUCCAACAUCGCCGUCCGUCGACACAACGAACAAGAAACGCAUCAACAAGAGAAGCACGGCACAUGUACAUGUACACAUGCACUUCUUUCUUCCUGAUUUUUUCUUCCUCUUUCUUCCAGUGCCUUGCUGUUAGAGCUUUUCUUCUUGGACCAUCAACGGAUAGUUGUAUGCAGGCACUCUCAUUUGUCCCACCCUUCCGAUCCUUUCUGUGAUUGC